AUGUCCAGAAGAGCAGGUUCGCCACCACAAGGUGCUCCAGGACCCUCGUCCAUUCUCUAUAUAGGUCUGCUUCCCUUUGAGUGGACCGAAGAACAGCUACAAGCGGUUGUUACCAGCAUAGCCAGUGUGCUAGAUGUAAGACUAGGUUUCGACCAUGUGGGCAAAAACAAAGGAUAUGCAUUUGUAGAGUUUGAAAAUCCUCCCGAAUCCCAAAGAGCAGCCGUGUUGCUUGGCCAGAUCAAGAUUAAUUCCCCAGACGGAAGACCCAAUAAGCGUCUUCGAAUUGAACUGUCCAAAGAAGGCUUCCGCACAGGCAAUAACGCCAACAAGCAGCCACUUCCUUUCAUUCCAUCAAAUUUGCCUCCAUACGUGGAGCUUCCACCCAAUGCUCAAGUGAGACAGCCUUCUGGUUUGCCUCCAGUGCCAGGUAUGCCUCAGAGACCACCAGUUCCUCAAAUGUCACAGGCCUCUCCAGGUCCUCAAUUGCCCCCAGUUCCUGGCUCUAAUGGCACCCAAUUCGCUGGCGUAGCGCAAGCAAACGGCGCCCAGCUUCCAGAAUCGCUUCUUAGAGCUUCCCAGGUGCUCACUACGCCAGCAAAGAUCCCUCUAGAGACUCCAGAUAAGAUUAACGAAACGCUAAGCCUGAUUCCUCCAGCUCAGUUGAUUGAGCUCAUUGCUAAUUUGAAGAAUAUCCUUGCAAGCAACAAUGCUGGCAGAGCCGCUGAAGUGUUUCAGCUUUCGCCAAACUUGGCUGCUGCUGCAGCACAGGCUCUUCUACUUAUGGGCUUUGUAGAUGAGGAGGUGAUCCAAGAAUCAAUGAAGUCAGCAUCUAAUACGCCUCAGCCACAACAACCUACACCUGCUUACCAGCAACCACAGCAACCACAGCAGUAUAAUAAUCAGGGAUACGGCCAGCCACCUCAAGGAUACAAUUCCUCUGGAGGGUUCCCUCCAGGACUGGCGUCGUUGCCUCCUCCACCACCAAGACCUCAACAAUCACAGUUUCCUCAGCAACAGCUGCAGCCGCCUAGUAAAUGGGGUAAUCUUCCUUUGUCUACGCAGAUGAAACUUGGAGCCUUGCCUCCGGAUCAGGCCGAUUUGAUAGCGCAGGUUUUAUCGCUUCCACCAGACCAGAUCAGUUCGUUGCCUCCAGACAGGCAAACCAUGGUUGCAAGUAUCAGACAGCAGUACUUGUAA
Messenger RNA from Candidozyma haemuli, 1197 nucleotides. Its product is annotated as cleavage polyadenylation factor subunit. Gene Ontology annotation, molecular function: mRNA binding. The record is from RefSeq and is a predicted model, not a curated record. NCBI's taxonomy places the organism in Eukaryota, Fungi, Ascomycota, Pichiomycetes, Serinales, Metschnikowiaceae. The transcript has a single exon. Gene Ontology annotation, biological process: mRNA 3'-end processing. Gene Ontology annotation, cellular component: mRNA cleavage and polyadenylation specificity factor complex. Bases 1 to 1197 code for a protein of 398 amino acids.